AUGUCUUCACAUUACAAUACCGAACCGCCACCAACCGCCUCGGUCACACUCAACACAACAAUCGGACCUCUCCACAUCUCCCUCUUCGCAAAACAAACACCGCUCGCCUGCAAAAACUUUAUCCAACAUUGCCUCGAUGGGUACUACACAGACACCGUCUUCCACCGCAUUGUCCCCGGCUUCGUAAUCCAAGGUGGCGACCCAACGGGCACCGGGUCGGGCGGCUCCUCAAUCUUCGAAGACCCCGAAUUCGAAUAUGACCCCGAAGCUCGCGACCCGAACGAAAAAGUGGUUCUUCGCGAUGAGAUACACAGUCGACUACGAUUCAAUCGGCGAGGGCUUGUGGGGAUGGCGAAAAGCGAAGAUGGGACGUACGGGAGUCAGUUCUUUAUUACCUUGGCGAAUACGGAGAGGGAGAUGAAUGGACAAUGUACAAUGCUUGGGAGGAUUGAAGGUGAUAGUAUUUAUAAUGUGGUUAAGAUUGCGGAAGCAGAGUUGGUGGAGGGCACGGAUCGGCCUGUCUUUGCGGUGAAAGUUACGGGGUGUGAGGUUGGAGAGAUGGGUCCGUUUGAGGGGAAGUUGAAGAAGAGGGAAAAGGUUGCGAAGGUGAUUGAGCCAGCUAAGGGUAAUGUCACGAUUAAGAAGAAAAAAAAGACAAAAGGCGCCAAGACGUUGCUUAGUUUCGGAGGCGAGGAAGGGGAGGAUGGGGAGGAUAUAUCUGCUAUCAAGUCGAAGAAACCUAAAUUCAACACCAAACUCGUUUCAGCUGGUGAGUCGCUAGAAUUGGAUCCCAAGACUCGUUCGGUAGAGCGAAGGGGCUCCAUUACAGAAGAGAAACAACCGGCGAAACGACUCAAAUCUUCUACGGGUCUCCCACCUACAAACAACCAUGUACAAAAAUCACGACCUAAAAGCCCAGACCCUUAUACGCAAAUCCCCGUGAAAGAUCCGGAAGAACCAGAAAGAUCACCAUCUCUAACUCCGCCUCCAGCUGCAAGACAGUCAGUAUUGGAAAGAACAAAUGCGCAGAUUGCGUCUCUCAAGGCAUCGAUGCGGCGGGAUAUAACUGCUCCUACAGAGACGGGCAGGAAGAAGUCUGCACUAGAGGCCAUGAUACCGGAAACUUCUAUCAGAGGCCGCAAGCGACCUGGUAGUUCUGCCAUGAAUGGCGGAGGUAGGAAUGGGGCUGAGGCCGAAGCAUUGAAGUUAUUCAAUGCGUUCAAGGAAAAGCUCGAACAUUCCGACGUUCAAAGUCGUCCAGACCCUAGACAGAAACAUGAUACCAAAAAGACACCCCAUGACAACGCCCAAACACCAGAAGAGGCUGAAGAUGAAGAGGCACAAUUAUGCGAUCUACACUUUAUUGCAAAUUGCCAAUCCUGUCAAAACUGGGACCAAAACGCCGAUGGACCCACAGAGCAAGACCAAGUCGAAGACUCAACAGACUGGAUGUCGCAUCGUUUGCAGUUUGGCAAGGAUACAUUGGGUAAAGACUUGAACUGGAAAAAGGAGCACCGAGAGGAUGCGGAUUCUCUUAUGGUUAUUGAUCCCCGCGAGAAAGAGAAAGAAUAUGUACACCGAGGUGGGAAAAGUAGGAAGACAGGAAGAGAUAGGGAGAGGGAGCAUAAAAGAGAGAGGGCAGGUGAAAGGGAAUGGGAUCGACGAUGA
Talaromyces marneffei is the source of this 1668-nucleotide messenger RNA. RefSeq lists its product as uncharacterized. The record is from RefSeq and is a predicted model, not a curated record. Lineage: Eukaryota; Fungi; Ascomycota; Eurotiomycetes; Eurotiales; Trichocomaceae. Gene Ontology annotation, molecular function: peptidyl-prolyl cis-trans isomerase activity. The coding region runs from base 1 to 1668 and encodes 555 amino acids. Gene Ontology annotation, biological process: protein folding; protein peptidyl-prolyl isomerization. The transcript has a single exon. Gene Ontology annotation, cellular component: catalytic step 2 spliceosome.